Molecule: messenger RNA, 408 nt
Organism: Lactuca saligna
Lineage: Eukaryota; Viridiplantae; Streptophyta; Magnoliopsida; Asterales; Asteraceae
Source: the annotation of a GenBank genome assembly
AUGUCAACUUCCGAAGCUCAAGGUACCACUUCUAUUGCAACAUCAGCAGUUCAUGUUUCUAUUAUUUUAUCCUCUUAUAUUGAAACCACUCUCAUUGAUACUUCUACUUCCUUACCACCACUUCGCACACAAAUUCCUACUUUAUUACAUGCUUCCACCGUACCACCUACCUAUAACACCAUCAUGAAUCAACCUAUUACUUCUAUUUUCCCUUCCCAAUCCACCGAAGGUGACAAAUCAAUUCCAGAUGAUAGUCAAGAUGAUGAUGAUUUCAUGGUCUCGUUUGCUGACAUUCAAUUUGACCCUGAAGAGGAGAACAUUCCUGAUCACAUAUUGAUGUCAAGAAAUCGGUUUACAAUCUUGAACCACAAGCUGAGUUAUUUGCUUCAGAUUCAGGCCGAUACAUGA